This is a messenger RNA of Cryptotermes secundus, 1967 nucleotides long. Its product is annotated as NF-kappa-B-repressing factor. The record is from RefSeq and is a predicted model, not a curated record. Bases 435 to 1880 code for a protein of 481 amino acids. Gene Ontology annotation, molecular function: nucleic acid binding. The transcript is spliced from 9 exons. Lineage: Eukaryota; Metazoa; Arthropoda; Insecta; Blattodea; Kalotermitidae.
GGCCAUUACAUACGUAUCAUGGAUGCAAAUCAGUAAUAAUUAUCUUUUGUAAAUAGAAUCUUCAAAAACAGUAAUUUAUCCUCUCGAUUUUAGCGAUGCUUGUCAAUUAUUACAGAUUGCUGUUUCCUGUCUUAUCCGUACAUACUGAAAUUACUAAAAUUAAAAUUUCUUGGUUGGAAUCGAACGUUGUUGAACAUUUUUCCAUUAGAGCUACCAGCGUCGGAAUUAUAAUCGCUAGUAGAAGUGAAUUAUUUAGUAUAGAUAGCAGCAGCAUUCUCUUUUCUCGUCAGCGUAACUCAUCCUGUUGUAGGUGAUCUGUGGCGAUCUGUGAUCGUUUAUAACGUUUUUUUACUCAUCGUGGUCAAAGCUGUGGCUGUUAUUUGGCGAAGUGCUGUUAGUGUUGGACUAAUACGAAGUUUAAAGAGCGAGUCAACAUGAGUCUCAAUGUGAACUGGGACGUGGAUGAGUACAAAACAGAGCAUGAGUGUGACGAGCACUGGCAACUGAGGAGAAGCUUCAUGUUGGCACACAAGGACAAGUUCCCAGAAGAUCGGUUGGUUUGCCUUGCCCAAGUGUUCACAAACACUGAGUUUUUAGGAUGCAGAUAUCCAGCAGAAACAAUGCGACUGGUAGCAAGUCUUGCCCAAGGGGUAGCUGAUGAAUACCGCGAGAAGCAGAAAGGCCGACUCCAGCGAACAUUUGUACAGGCUUCUGAUGCUGCGGGUGCAAAGGCUAAAGGACUAAAGAGACCAUUGCAAGAAGAAGGACCUUCAGAAGCUACAGUGUCAUCACAACAGGAAAAGAAAUUACCUCGUUUUGAUCCCAGAUCUGUCAUUACUGUUGAUGCCCGUCUGCAGAAUCGUUUCACUUCCAAGUCACAAGGGGACUCCUCCACAGUGGCCAAAGUGACAUAUGGACCCUCAGUUUGUGCUACUUCUCGGGCUCAGAACUCUGCUAAUGGUUCACUGAGAGUUGACAGUUCACGUUAUGGCGGAGUAAAGACUUACCAUAUAGACCAGGCAGCUGCUGGAAGACCACCACAAAGUACAGGACCAGAGGUUGGCGGGCCGUAUGGCAAGUUGGUCAUAAUCGAGCCUGCAAACCAAGCUGUAGGUGCCAUGCAUACCCUGCAGAAGUCUACAGCAAUGUGUCAGGUGCCAAUGCGUGUCGUGUAUGGCCAGCACGUGUCUUCUGAAGUGUCAUGCGACUUAUAUGUGAAUGGGGCGUUACUGGUGUCUUCGCAUGAGAAAAACAGGAAAGUUGCAGGCCGUGUCGCAGCUGAGGAGGGAUUACGGAAACUGAAGGAAACUUGCUACACUAUCAAGAUGAAACUGAAGUUCCUGUCAGACACAACCAUAGACAAAUCUCUGGGUGUUACUUGCAAUUCUGAUACAGAAUAUGCCGAUGUCAGUGUCCCUGUGUCAGACAACAAUGUUGGCAGCAGGUUGCUGCGGUUAAUGGGAUGGACUGGUGGAGGACUCGGGAAAGAUGCACAGGGAAUCGAGGAGCCUGUGAAGAUACAAGAACACAUCAAUAGAGCUGGCUUGGGAUUGUCACAGCCAAAGUCCAAUAGUUCAGAAGAUCGUCAGUUCAGAGCAAAAGUUCAGCGCUUGAUACAAGACUAUGCAAAUGGCAAUUCACAGUAUGAUCUUGUAUUCUCUUCAGACUUCACCAUCGAAGAGAGGAAGAUGAUGCAUGGCAUUGCUACAAGGCUGAAGCUGAAGACCAGAAGUUAUGGAAAAAAUAUGAACAGGCACUUGGUGGUCUCUAAGAAACGGGAUAUGUGGCAGGCGUUGGAGCAACUGCUGAGAAGCGGUGGUUCCACCGAGAGGUAUGAUCUUGUGAAGCCCACAGGGCCAGCACCGCAGCAAGAAGCAUGAUGAUGCUAGCAAGAAGUGCGUACCUUUUCAGACAAUUUCCUGAAGGCACUGGGAUGACAGGAAGGAUUCGGUUGAACUGUUCGAGGA